Messenger RNA from Cavia porcellus (domestic guinea pig), 6326 nucleotides. RefSeq names its product histone H1.8-like. Gene Ontology annotation, molecular function: DNA binding. Gene Ontology annotation, cellular component: nucleosome. The record is from RefSeq and is a predicted model, not a curated record. The transcript has 4 exons. The coding region runs from base 4578 to 5306 and encodes 242 amino acids. Gene Ontology annotation, biological process: nucleosome assembly. NCBI's taxonomy places the organism in Eukaryota, Metazoa, Chordata, Mammalia, Rodentia, Caviidae.
CCCCCUCUUACUUUCUUUAAUCAUCAGAAACUUUGUACUUUUCAUCUGUUCAUAGAUUAGAUGUAGUUGUCACCUGUGGACAUCAAGUGUGGAAGAUCCUUGGAAUUAUGCUUUCCACCAUUUGAUCUCAAUUCUGAGUUAGUAGACAAGUGGUGAAGAUUCACUUCCUAUGACCUCACUCUGCCAAUUUCAACGGUGAUUCUUUCUCAAUAAGCCAUUAUAAUGUGAAUCUGGGAACAGUAUCAGUUUCUGGUGUCCACUCCCUGGAAAGCUUUCAUUUUCAUUGAUUAAGCAGUAAGGCUAUAGUUUUUUCUAAUUUUUUAUUGGUACAUUUAGUAUACAGUGAUAACAUUCAUCAUAGGAAACCUGAGCCUAUAUGUGUACUCCUGCUGCUCCUUUUCUUCCUGUCCCCUCCCCUCCCUGCAGUCCCUCUUCUCUUCUUGAUUUACAAGUUACAUUUCCAUUGUUUCCUUCUAUUCUUUCUCUCUUGCCACUCCCAACCCCAGUGCCUUGUCCUCCUUCUCAUGUGACCACUGUUUUCCCUUUUCCCAAAACCUGUUAACAUUUUGAUCCUUAUUUAAACUUUUGGCUUCUCACACCACAAAAACCAUGGAAUAUUUACAGCCCAGUAAGGACACAGUCAGCACUGGGUUGGGUUAGAAAGCAACUGACAUUUUCCAGUAGCUUACUUUUAAUGUCUAACUAUGGAAUCUCAACAUGUUAUGUAUUUAUUAAAGAUGUUAAACGCUGACAAUACUAGAAAAACAUAAUAUUUUAAAAUUUAAAUUUUAAUUAAUAAAUUGAUGCUAUAAUCAUUAAUAUCAAGAAAUUGUUAACAUUUUUAAUUAUCAAUGAAUUAAUAGUCAAAAAUUUCAAAUUGCUUCUUAAAUACUUGUAAUAUUAUAUAAUUCUCAAUGAAUACAGUCAAAAAUUUCAAAUUGCUUAAAUACUUGUAAUAUUAUAUUUUAUACAGUAACAUUAAACUGCUAGUCAAUGAAACUAUUUUCUUAGAAGUAUCAGAUAAUUGGAAAUCUGCAUAAUGUUUCUUUUAUUUUAAAAUCUGCGUAUCAAUUUUUCUUUAAAAUUUUGUUUGCUGGAGAAUUAAUAAGUAAGAACAUGAAUGAGUAGAAUAGUAUUUAUGACAUAAUAGAUGCAAAAUGACACACAAAAAUAAUUCUCAAACUCAUAAAUGUAUAAUUAAAAAGUAAUCAUAGUACCUAAAGUAACUGUUUUGCUGUUUACUUAUUUACUUUUUAUUUUAAAUCAGUUUUAUUGCUGUAUUUUAUAUAUACAUGAUGUCCACAUUCAUCAUGGAGGAACUUGUACCUGUAAAUGAUGUUUUCUUUUCUUUGUACUGAGAAUCAAACUCACACUUUCCAGGCAGGAGCUGUUAGACAUGAUACACCUUGACUCCUCUUUAUGUUUGUAUUUUUCUCUCUUCCCUUUCACUCCUUUUCCCCUGCUUAUUUACAAAAGCUUUGUUUCUAUUGAUUCCCCCUUUUCUCUUUUUGUCCUCUUCCUCUCCUCCAUUUCCCCAUCCCCCUUCCUAAUUUUCACUUCAAUUUGAACAUUUUAUUCCUAUUUCACACUAUCUAUUAUACAUUUUGGUCCUUAUUUAUACUUUCAGUUUCUCACACCAGAGGAAAAAAGUUACACAUGUGUGCACAAUUUAUUUCAUUUAAGAGUAUCAUCUCAAGGUGCAUUCACGGAUAGAGUAUCAUCUCAAAGGGCGUUCACGGAUAUAGAAAUGUUUCAAAUAUCAGUCACAUCCAUUGUAUAAAAAACUACAUGUAGUUUAUUCAUUUAUAGGCUGAUGGGAAGCUGGGGUAUUUCCAAGAAUUAGCUAUUAUGAACUGUGCUCCUAUAAACAUGGGUGUGCAUAUAUUGCUGUGGUAUGAUGCUUUUAAUUCUUUUGGUAAGCAACCAACAAAGCCUAGUUUUAGUUUUUUGAAGGAUCUCUCUGCUGGUUUCCAUAAUUGUUGCACCAGUCUAUACUUUCAACAGGAACGGAGAUGGUUUCCUUUUCCACAUAGCCCCACCAGAAUUUGCUAUUUGUUGAUUUCUGAUUAGCAGCCAUUUUUUCUAGAGUAAGAUGGAACCUCAAUGUUAUUGUAAUUUGCAUCUCUUGAAUGACCACAACUGUCAAUUUGUUUUGGUAUAUUUAUUUGCAAUUUCUAAUUCUUCAUCUGAGCAGUUAUGUAUUCAUUCCAAAUGUCCAUUUCUGGAAUGCAUCAUUAAAUUUGCCAGGUCUGGGGCUAGGGAUUUAGCUCAGCGACAUAAGGGCCUGCCUUGCAAGCAGGCAGUAGUGAGUUCGAUCCCCGGUACCGAUAAAAAGGAAAAUUAUUUUUUAAAAAAAUUUGCCAGGUCUGAACUUUUUUAAUUCUUUACGUAUUCUAGCUAUCUAGCUAGUGCUUUAUCUGGAAUAUUUUUCCACUCUCUGGUUUCUUCCCACUCUGUUGGUUUCUUUUGUUGUGCAAAGAUUUUUAAUAAGAUUAGAUCCCUUUUGUAAGUUCUUUGUGAUACUUUCUCUGCAACAUUCAUAAUGUCUUUUCCAUAUCAUCAUGAGUUCUAUCUAUUCGAUGUUCUAUUCAGUCUUCUAGCAGAUUUCAUGUUUUUGUUUUAAUAAUUAGGGAUUUGAUCCAGAUCAAUUUUAGUUUAGUGUAUCAUGAAAAUAUGGGUCUAGUUUUAAUCUGUCAAGUGGAAAGCUAGUUUUUCCAGUAUAAUUUAUUAAGUAGGUGUAUUUUUUACAAUGAAAGUGUUUGGCUCCUUUGUCAAAGAUAAGGUGGCUGACUGUGUUUGGAAUUGUUUCUGUAUAUGCUAGUGUGUUCCAUUGAUUUAUGGGUCUGUUAUUUCCCCAUUACCAUACUGUUUUGUCACUGUAGCUUGAUAGUAUAAUUGAAAUCAAGGAUUGUGAUGCCAUCCUACCUUGCCUUUGUUUCCACGAAUGGGUUUUGCUUAUCACUUCAGCUUCCAAAUGAAUUUUAGCAUUGUUUCCUCCAAAUCUGUAAUGUAUGAUAUUGAUAUUUUGACCAAGACUGCAUUAAAUCUGUAAAUCAUUUUUACAGGAUGGCCAUUUUCAUUGUAUGUGUUCUUUCUUCCCAAGAACAAGGAAAAUCUUUCCAUUUUUUUUCAUAUCAUCUUCAGUCUCUUUUUUUCCUGAGUACUGUAUGUUUCAAUGUAAAGUAUUUUACUUCUUUCCUUACAUUGAAACUUAAAUAUUUAAAUUUUUUGGAUGCAAUUUUGAAAGGUGUUAUUUCCAUAAUUUUCCUCUCAGUGAGUAUCCUAUUCAUAUAUAGGGAUGUUUUUGAUUUUUGCAUGUUGACUUUCUUUGCAACUACAGUAGUGAAUUUUUUUAUUAAAUUUGGAAUUAUUUUGGUAUUGUUUAUGGGGUCUUCUAUGUAGAGUAUCAUGUCAAUCACAAUACUCACAAUUUAACUUCUUCUUUUCCUAUCCUUAUUCCUUUUAAUUUUUUCUCUUGUCUAGUUGUUCCAGUUAAUGCUUCCAGAACUAUAUUAAACAGGAUUCCUGGCUGUGGACACCCUUGUCUUGUUCCUCAUUUCACAGGAAUUCUUUCAGUUCUUGACCAUUCAGUAUGCUGUUGGUUUGGCUGUUGGUUUCUCAUAGAUCUCAUAAAUGUUGUAUCAGAUAAAGAUUAUCUAUACCAACUUUUUGUUGUUUUUCCCAUGUUUGCAUAUUUGACUUGUCAAAUGCGUUUUAUGCAUGUGUUGAGAUGAUCAUGCCAUUUUUGUCCUUAGCUGUGUUAAUAUUGUGUAUUAAAUUCGUUAAUAUACUUAUUUUCAACCAUCCUGCAUCCAUUGGAUGAUCCUUGCUUGUUCUGUGUAAUCUUGAUGAUUUGCUGUAUUCUGUUUGCCAAUAUCUUAUGAGGAUUUUUACAUCUAUAUUCAUUUGGAAGAUUUGCCCGUAUCUCUGUUUCUUCAUUAGUCCUUUACUGGUUUUGGUUUCAUGGUGAUGCUUAUUUCCAGGAAUGAAUUUGGGAGAGUAGAUUCACUUUGAAUUUCAUUAAAGAGUUGCAUGUCUCUGAAAUGUUAUUUAAUUUGCAUGUUUUUAAGUAGUUUUAUUGGUUUCUUUUGCCAGUGAUUGCCAAUUUCAUUGCACUAUGAUCAGACAAUAUGCAUGGAAUAAUUUCAGUUCCUUUAAAUUUACUCAAGCUUGUUUUAUGAACCAAUAUAUGUUCUCUUUUAGAGAAAGUUCUGAAUGCAUCUGAAAAAAUAUGUAUUCUGAUGUUGUGGGAUACAACACUCUGCAGCUUUCUUUCAGCACCAAAUGACAGCUUUCUGCCUGGCCCUCAGAGGAACAUGGAGCAUUCGAGGAUAAGAAGGGAAGACAUUAGAGCACAGGCAAAGAGAUGAUGAUGCCACAGAAGAGAUACAAGAUGCACUUUUCAAAGAUACGGUGAAUAAAGCCAGUUUGGAUGAUUGAGCUCAUAAUUUUUAACUAAUGUCCACACUCAUAAUGUUUAAUUAGGCAGGGCCAGCAGAGCCCCCUGAGUAUGGAAAGCCAGCAGGCCGGAACUCAAACAGGGUCAUGGUGACCCAUUGCCACCCACAGUGCUGCGCAUGGUGCUGGAGGCCCUACAGGCAAGAGAGCAGCGCUGGGGCACCUCAGUGGCAGCCAUCAAGCUCUACAUCCUGCACAAGUACCCCACAGUCGAUGUCACCUGCUUCAAGUACCUACUGAAGCAGGCCCUUGCCACAGGCAUGAGCCGUGGCCUCCUUGCCAGGCCCAUCAACUCCAAGGCCAGGGGUGCCACUGGCAGCUUCAAGCUUGUCCCCAAGCAUCAGAAGAAGCCGCAGUGCAGCAGGAAAAGUACUCAGACAGGGCCUGCUGGCUCCAGCAAGAAAAAGAUUGCAGAACCAUGUGAAGCAAGAGCUUCCUGCAAACAGGGCAAAGCCCUAGAGACAGCCCCUCAGGGAGGCUGCAAGGCGAAAGGCACUGGGCCACAGCAGGUUGUAGCCAAGAAGGACCCCCCAAAGUCAACUGGGGCUUCCUCAACUGUCCACAAGCUUGGCAGGAAGCCCAAGGUCUCAGGCAGCAGGAGCAGGCAAGAAGACACAGGAGCCCCUGGGAAAACUUCAACUGCAGCCUCCAAGCCUGGAAAAUGUGCUGCCUCCCUGAAGGGUACAAAACCCGCAGUGAAGGCCGCCCCAGGGCCUGGACCCAAAGUCAUUGCUGCCCCCAAAGCCGCCACUGCUUCCAAGGCUGGUGCCCCCAGGACCAGGACUCUGUCUCCAGCCAGGAAGGCUGGGGGCCCCAAGAACCCCAGGCCACUGGUCAAGAGGUCAUAGUUAUUGUACUCAGAGCUCAGCAGCUAUAGGCCGGUGGGACUGUGGGUGGCUGGGCUGGAGUUUUUAUUCCUCCAAAUCGUUGCACUACUAAUUUAACCCUAACUUAUUUCUCAAAUCAUGACCUAGAUAUCAAUAAAGACACUGAUGUAUCACCAAAAAAAAAAAAAAAGAAAAUUAACAUUACAAAAGUCACAUAUGUUAACUUAAAAUAAUAAAAUGAAUUUGGAAGUACACAUAUAAGACUGUAUUAACAUGCUCAGAUUCCAAAUAUUUUUCAUACAAAUUUUGAUAAGUUUGACAUGUAAAAUAGGAGUCUGCUAUCUCAUAUUUCAAGUUAUUUUUCCUCCACAAUAGUGAUCGUGGAUUUUAAAUCACAUCUAAGUCUAAUCUAUUAAUACCACCUGACAAGCUGAAUCAAUAUCACUACCGUUUUGUGACCCACAGUGAAUUGAUCUGCAACUGAUAACUCCCUGACUUUUGUGGCUCAGAAUGAUGCAAUUCCCCCAUGAAUUUUUCAUUCAUUCAUACCAAAAUGCAACACAAUACUUCCUAUAUUCCACUAAAUGAGAAACUUAGAUUCAACAUUCUAUUCUAACAAUCAGAAAAAAAAAAUAACUGAAGGAAGUGGACAAGCUCUAUCUGUUACCAGAUUGAGAACUGUAAAAGAAGUGAAAGCACAGGACAACGAAUUUGUCCUCAGCACACUUAGAGAGCCAGGUGAAUACAGACAACCCAAUGAGUUACUUCAGGAUCCUACAAAUGUGGCCAAAUGUCAGGGUAAGAAACUGUGAAUUGAAGUUGAAGAAUUUUUGGAAGUUCAGUGUAAUUCUGAGAAUUAAAAUACUCAAUGAGAUUUAGCCACAAUACUUUUGUGUUUUACCUAAACAAGUCUCACCUGGUUCCUAUAGUAAAUACAAGAGAGAAACUCUAUUGUAGAUUUAAAGAUAGAAAAAGAAUUAUUUUGACCAGCAUUUUCUGUACCCAACAAAGUUUUCUCAGUAUAAAUUAUUUUACAAAAAC